GGAACCUCUGUGCUCUCUUCGUCCUGACUGACUGUCAUGCAAGCAGACGAGUCAUCCACUCAGGCUGUCGCCCAGUCUCGCAACACAGGCCAUACAACAUGCGAAGCCAAGUCUAUUCAUGGUUCGGGUGCGCUGGUGUAUCUUGGCUCUCGUCGCCAUCUCCGUGGUCGCAGAGGUGGGUUGAAGGAUAUGCCCGAGAUGCCACUGGAUGUUCUCUUUGAAAUAUUUGGAUUCCUCCACUCAAGAGACCUGCUGAGUCUAGCCCGGGCGACGAGGGAGUUCAGGGCUCUCCUAAUGAGUCGGCAGUCAGCGCCGUUCUGGCGAGAAGCAAGGAGACUUAUAGAGGAUCUACCGGACCCUCCUUCAUAUUUGAGUGAGCCUGCUUACGCCAACCUCCUCUUCUCUGUACAUUGUCACAACUGUUGCAAGCCCAACGUCCAGGCUGUAUACUGGACAUUCUCUGUCCGGUACUGCGAUCCGUGCCAGAAAGCUAUGUUCGCCGAUGAGACCGAGGUGUCGGCGUUCCUAAUGGAAGCCUUCCAAUACGCAUCCGACCUAUAUGUGAAUUCCAGAUACGAUACGGGCCGUUCCUUCGGGCGGCAGUAUCAUAUUCCCGAGAUCGGCGCUGUGAGACGGCAGUGGGCCGCGCUCCGCGAUGAUGCAGAAAGGGCCAGGUUCAAGGCAGAUAGGGCGGCAUUCGUCGCGGAGAGUCAGAAAUACUGCAAGCUCCUCUCGCUUUGGCAGGUUUCUUGCAAGGGCAAGAGGUCAAAGGAAGUAUGCGAGCUGAAGAGGGAGCGUUUCGAAGCCGUCAAGUGUAGAUUGCAUCAAGAAGGCUUUGGCGAUGUGUUGAGUUGCAUGAAGUACAUGGAGCUCACGGGCCUCAAAAGGAUGAGUUCCGUGAACAGGGCGUCCAAGCUUACGGAUAAAGGAUGGAAGAGCAUCCGCACGUCUGUCGUGCAGUACAUGACGCCAAUCCACGAUAGGUAUCUGAAAGCACGCACCGAGUUGACUUACAGACUUCGACUCGGACGGCUCAGAGACCUCUUAGACGAUUAUCAUCACAGCAACACUCCACGUACUCCUUCAUCAGACUGCGAGCCAGGGUUCUGUGAACUUGCGACCCUACCAGCGAUCCAGACACUCCUCCAGGACAUGUCCAGCGACGUCGUGCAAGAGUUACAAAUUCUGCCCGUCGAUUUCCCCAGUCUCAUGAUCUCAUGGACGGAGCAUCAUAGGAACGUCUUCGUUGAGCUCGCGCUAAGGGGUCUAGGCGAAUCCUCUGCUUCCCUAGAGCUGGACACUCUUCUCGAUCUCGCACUCGUCUCCUUUGUCUGCAAGCGCUGUCAUCGACGGCAACUACGCUGGCCGCACCUCCUUUCUCAUCGGUGCUUCCGCGAUAGAUCUGAAGUACACCCGAAAUCCGUUUAUGAGGUUCUCGCGUCGCACCAGAUGCAAUCUGACCACGAUGCGCCUUAUCGGGGAGAGGAACUUGCGGUGUUCGAUGACCACGUCGCUGUCACACAUUCCAUAAUCUCCCUGUGUGGGCUCGCUCCGGACACCGCAACAUACAAGGACGUAGAAGACGCCGGCGCUACGCUCGUCUGCUGGCUUUGCAUGUCGGAGAGCCCUGGGCAGUGCCAGGUAUUCGACUGGCAAACUGCAAUCCGGCACUCCAUCAUCAGUCACUCUACAGAGGGCGCGGACCCCGCAUCCUUCUGGGAGCGCCUCCUGCCUGUCCAAACGGUCCAAGCGCAUGCGCUCGAACGCACGCUCGUGCAACAGAACAACACGCUCUCGCAGAAUCCUAUCAACGUGUUCGGCUGCACGCGGUGCCCCUCGCAUGGGUCUGUCGUCGUCCUUAUGUUUCAUUUCCUUUGUGUACAUGGUUUAGUCAGCCCUGAGCUCGGGGAGGACAUGUACCUACAUGAGGACUCGAAGCCGUGCGGCGCGCCUUCCGUCUGGAUUGACCUAUCGGCGCGGCGGUUGUGCACGGAGGUACAGGCGGUUUGACUGACGCGUUCUUGGCUCCUUUGUUCCGUUCGACCCAGGUUUCUUCGUGCACUUACUCUUAUCUCUCUGCUUGUACAGAAGUUUUACGGGCGCCUUGUAAACUAAUGACAACAUUUAUAUAUCCUGA
Messenger RNA from Dichomitus squalens LYAD-421 SS1, 2137 nucleotides. RefSeq lists its product as uncharacterized. Gene Ontology annotation, molecular function: protein binding. Lineage: Eukaryota; Fungi; Basidiomycota; Agaricomycetes; Polyporales; Polyporaceae. Bases 37 to 2010 code for a protein of 657 amino acids. The transcript has 10 exons. The record is from RefSeq and is a predicted model, not a curated record.